AUGCAGUCAGAGUUGGUGAGAGAGGAUUCGGAAGAGUUCGCGAAAAGUGUCGGAGUUGACAAAAACAGUCUAGUCGUUCUCCGAUACCGUCUUCAUGUAUUGAAUAAAACAUUUUUGGAACCGACGGCAAAAAAGUUAACAAGAAUGACUAAACUUCUCACUAAGCUCAGGAGCGAAAAGUACCGCGAGAUAGGAGCAACAUCAAUCGACGAAAUCAUUCCCGAUGGUACUCAAUGCGAAGAAGAUCGAUUACUAGCAGCACUCAAAGAACUCGAGAGUAGAGUGAAAGAACAAAAACGCAAAACUAAGAUGGCCCAAGAAUCUAUUUCAGAAGAGGCUACUUCACUUGCAUCGACUUCUCAAGAUGCAUCUACAUCACAAGAUACAUAA
Molecule: messenger RNA, 390 nt
Organism: Oikopleura dioica
Lineage: Eukaryota; Metazoa; Chordata; Appendicularia; Copelata; Oikopleuridae
Source: the annotation of a GenBank genome assembly